CGAGAAGACAAGACGAAGAUCCCCCCUUUAAGUGUUACCUAAAAGGACGAAGAAGUAUAUAAGACAAAAGUCGGUAGUUUUUGAUGUCAUAAUUUUUUGGGUGGUGUGUAUAAAAAAGUGUAUUUUUUUUUCUAGUUUGCGGGAUGAAAACGUUUUUGAUAUUUACAGCUUUGUGUGCGGGCUUAGGUAAUGCUAAGCCUCAAUACAACUACCCAGCACCCUCUCAGAGGCCUAGCGGCAGCUACGGAGCACCUGGUGGAGGUGGUUCGUUCGGUGGAGGUUCCAGUAGCGGCUCGUUUGCAUCCGCAGGCAGUGGAUUUAGUGAAUCUAGCUUUAGCAGCGGGAGUAGUGGACUUGGAGGCGGAGGAUUAGGAGGAGGAGGAGGAAUAGGAGGAGGUGGAGGAGGAAUAGGAGGAGGCGGAGGAGGUGGAGGAGGUGGUGGUAUCGCAACAGGAGGCACCUUAGUCCAAAAGCACAUCUACGUCCACGUAGCACCUCCAGAGCCCGAAGAAGUUCGUCCACAAAGGCCCAUCGGAGGUGGUCAAAGUACCAAACAUUACAAAAUCAUCUUCAUCAAAGCCCCAUCUUACCAACCAACCCAACAGCAAGUGCUUCAAGCUCAGGCCCAAAACGAAGAAAAGACCUUGGUCUACGUUUUGGUGAAGAAACCCGAUGACGUUGCUGACAUUACUCUACCAACUGCGGCUCCUACAGCUCCAAGCAAACCUGAAGUCUACUUUAUCAGAUACAAAGCAAAGUCUGAAGCUGUAGGAGGCGGUGGUGGAGCUGCUGCUGGAAGUCAACUAAGUGGAAGUGGUGCAGGUUUGGGAGGAGGAUCAGGAGCAGGUUUUGGAACUUCCCUGUCUCUUGCCAGCUCGUCGGCAGCUUCCAGUAGCCAAUUUAAUUUGAACACUGGAGAUUCCUCGUCUUCUGUAUCUGUAGGAAGGCCUGCAACUAGUUACGGACCUCCAGGCCAAAGUGGACCGUAUUAGAUAUAUUUUUUUAGAUGUGUAAAUUUGUUUGAUAUUUAUUUUAUUUUUUUGGCUCGUAUACGUUGUCGAGAUGCUUUAUUUAUGUGACCCUGUGUGUUAUUAUUAAUUUUAGUUUUUGUACAUACAUUUAUUAUGCAGCAUUUUGCGGUAUGAUUUCUAUUCUAGGCUAGAUUAAAGGUAUUUUAUAGUUUUUUUUAAGCAAA
This is a messenger RNA of Ceutorhynchus assimilis (cabbage seed weevil), 1195 nucleotides long. The record is from the annotation of a GenBank genome assembly. Lineage: Eukaryota; Metazoa; Arthropoda; Insecta; Coleoptera; Curculionidae.